Seriola dumerili (greater amberjack) is the source of this 1467-nucleotide messenger RNA. RefSeq names its product D(2) dopamine receptor A-like (gene drd2l). Gene Ontology annotation, biological process: adenylate cyclase-activating adrenergic receptor signaling pathway. The transcript has 7 exons. The record is from RefSeq and is a predicted model, not a curated record. The coding region runs from base 1 to 1467 and encodes 488 amino acids. Gene Ontology annotation, molecular function: G protein-coupled receptor activity; dopamine neurotransmitter receptor activity, coupled via Gi/Go. Gene Ontology annotation, cellular component: glutamatergic synapse; presynaptic membrane. Lineage: Eukaryota; Metazoa; Chordata; Actinopteri; Carangiformes; Carangidae.
AUGACUUUACUGAAUGAGUCAGAUCAGCUGUCCCCUCCCUCCUCCCCCCUCUCCUCCAUAGAGCACAAUUUCUCUGUCUUUGCCACCCAUGACCCCUCAUACUCCCCCGUGACCUUCCCCACCUCCUCCUCGCUCACCUCCUCCAACUGCACCAGCUCUCCGUCGGCCUCCUCUCCUCCGUACAACUUCUACGCCGUGCUGCUGGUGCUCCUGAUCUUCUGCGUGGUGUUCGGUAACGUGCUGGUGUGCGUGGCGGUUUCUCGGGAGCGCGCUCUGCAGACCACCACCAACUACCUCAUCGUCUCCCUGGCCGUGUCCGACCUGCUGCUGGCCACGCUGGUCAUGCCCUGGGGCGUCUAUCUGGAGGUGGUGGGGGAGUGGCGCUUCAGUCUCAUCCACUGUGACAUCCUGCUCACCCUGGACGUCAUGAUGUGCACCGCCAGUAUCCUCAACCUGUGCGCGAUCAGCAUCGACAGAUACACAGCGGUGGCCAUGCCGAUGCUCUACAACACCAGAUACAGCUCCAGGAGGAGGGUGGCGGUGAUGAUUGCUGUGGUGUGGUUCCUCUCUUUUGCCAUCUCCUGCCCUUUACUGUUCGGACUCAACAACACUGCCAGCCGCGAAGGCACCACGUGCAGCUUUGCCGACCCGGCCUUCGUGGUCUACUCCUCUGUGGCGUCCUUCUACGUUCCCUUCAUCGUGACGUUGCUGGUGUACGCGCAGAUCUGCGUGGUGCUGCGCAAACGAGGCAGACGCACCGCCCCGCCGCGCAGACACGGUCUGCACACGCAGGGCGGCGCAGAGGCAGGAGAGGGUCAUCGGCACAGAAAGAAUAAGUGUACACAGCCGGAGGAUGUGAAGUUAUGCACCCUGAUCCUGAGACCUGCCACUGCGGCCCCGCAGCGCAAGAAAGUGACCCUGGUGAAGGAGGCGGUGGUUCACCCCCUCGAAGUGGAGCCGGGUCAGUUCCUGCCGCAGACCGAGCAGAGUCAGGCUCCUCCCCCUGCUCCCCAGCCCUCCUCCCACUCGGGACGGGCGAGGAUCUCCCUGUCCAUCUCAGUUGGACCUACCCCGGUUCUUCCUUCAACCGUGACACGAUCGGCCCUGACGCCUCGCCCCCCCACCCUGGAGGACGGCAUGAGGGGACGUGAGGGAUGGAGGGAGCGCAGCGGAGGCAGAGAGAAAUGGGGGAUCACCAAGGAGAGGGUGAGAGGGAGGCUGUCACAGCAGAAGGAGCGGAAGGCGACACAGAUGCUCGCUAUUGUGCUCGGCGUGUUCAUCAUCUGCUGGCUGCCUUUCUUCCUGACCCACGUGCUGAAGGCCCACUGCAGGAGCUGCUGUAUCUCGCCCUCACUGUACAGCGCCGUCACCUGGCUGGGAUACCUCAACAGUGCCGUCAACCCCAUCAUCUACACCACUUUCAACAUUGAGUUUCGCAAAGCCUUCAUCAAGAUCCUGCACUGCUGA